Molecule: messenger RNA, 1587 nt
Organism: Naegleria gruberi
Lineage: Eukaryota; Heterolobosea; Eutetramitea; Acrasida; Naegleriidae
Product: thioredoxin domain-containing protein
Exons: 2
Coding region: 1-1587 (528 amino acids)
Molecular function (GO): protein binding
Source: RefSeq, a predicted model, not a curated record
AUGUCCAAGGUUAAACACAUUAAUUCUGAAGAGGAAUUCAGAGGUUACCUCCGUAAUAGCACUGGAAAGUUGGUGGUUGCUGAUUUUUAUGCUGAAUGGUGUGGACCAUGUCAAAUGAUUAAACCACAUUAUGAAGCACUUGCCUCUAAAUAUUCAAACGUUGUCUUCCUCAAAGUUGAUGUUGAUAAACAUAAUGCAAUUUCCUCAAAGGAAGAAGUUAGAGCAAUGCCAACAUUUGUCUUUUAUAAGAAUAAUACAAAGCUCACAUCUGUAGUCGGAGCUGAUAUUCAAAAAGUAGAAAAAUUGAUUAACGAAUAUGGAGAUUCAUUCCAAGCCUUCCAAGGAGGUGGUAGAAGUUUGGGAGCAACCAGUAGUAGUAGUAGUUCUGAUACAACAACUUCAUCAGGAUUGGCAGGUCAAGUCUAUAAAAAUCCAUGGGCUGAUGAACAUAGACCAGUAAGAAAGGUUGAUGCUAUGGAAGAUGAAAUUGAUGAAUUGGAUGACGAAACUCGUAAGGCUAUUGAAUUGUCCUUGUUGCAAAACAAGUUAAAGAAGGCCACAACAAAGCCAUCUACUGAUGCUAAAAAGACUGAUUCUUCAUCCUCCACAACUACACCAUCAUCAACCACCACAGAAUCAUCAAGCUCUGAAACCAAAGCUGUAGAUACAACUGUUUCUGAUGAACAAGUUAUGGCUGAAAUUGAAAAAGUUGUUGAUGCUAACAUUCUUAAGGAACUUAUGGAAAUGGAAUUUUCUAAAUUGAGAUCAAUGAAGGCUCUCUUGAAUUCACCACAACCACCUUCAAAGGAAGGAUGUAUUGAAUGGUUGCUUGAACAUCAAGAAGAUCCUGAUAUUGAUGAAAUGAUUCAAUUCACUGUUGAAACUGAAGAAGAUAAGAAGAAACGUGCUGAAGAAAUGAAGGAACUUCUCAAACAAAAGAGAAUGGAAAAUAAGAGAAAGAUGGAAGAAGAGGAAAAGAAAUCACAAAGGGAAAGAGAAUUAAAACGUAGAGAACAAGGUAAAUUGGCCAUGGAAACUAUGGAAAAGCUCAAGGAAGAUCAAAAGAAGAGAGAUUUGGAAUUAUUCAAGAAGGAAAAGCAAGACGAAAAGAAGGAAAAACUCAGAAUGAAACAAUUGCUCGAAGAAGAUAAAAUUAGAAGAAAGAUGGACAGAUUCAGACAAGAAGGUAAGGCUGAAGAACUUCGUCAAGCCGAAAAGGAUCUCACUGAUUUGCAAAGAAUGGGUUUGAAGGCCUUCCUCGCUCGUGACACCACUCCAACUAGCUCUGAAGGUUCAUCCUCAGCCACUAGCACUCCAACUACCACUCAAACUCCUGCCCAACCACAAGAAAGUGCCAUCAGAGUUCGUCUUUUGGAUGGUACAACCAUAACUGCCAAAUUCAAACCAACUGAUACCAUUAAGGCUGUCCAUGCUCACAUUGCCACAUUGGUUAAGGAUUCUACUUUCUCAUUCAAUUGCCCAGGUGUUCCACCAAAAACAUACUCCCUCACAUCAGCUAAUAUUAACAAGACUUUGGAAGAAGAAGGUUUACAUCCAAGAGGUCAACUCAUUUGUACUCGUAGAUAA